Messenger RNA from Trichosporon asahii var. asahii CBS 2479, 660 nucleotides. RefSeq lists its product as uncharacterized. The transcript is spliced from 5 exons. Gene Ontology annotation, molecular function: nucleoside triphosphate diphosphatase activity. Lineage: Eukaryota; Fungi; Basidiomycota; Tremellomycetes; Trichosporonales; Trichosporonaceae. Bases 1 to 660 code for a protein of 219 amino acids. The record is from RefSeq and is a predicted model, not a curated record.
AUGAGUGCCAAGCGACCCUCCCCCGUGCUCCCCAAUGCCAUGCCAUGGCCGAUCUUCGAGAAGCUCCGUGACAAGCGUGUUGUCCUGGCCUCGGGGUCUCCGCGAAGGAAGGAUAUCCUGGAGAACGUUGGCUUCCGACCAGAGAUCAUCCCCUCGACAUUUGCUGAGGACCUCCCUAAGGGAUCCUUCGACAAGCUGUCUGACUAUCCCAUCGCGACUGCCGGAGAGAAGGUACGCGCUGCGAACGACUUCUCCGAGCUGACAUCAGGCGAUGGAGGUCUACGAGCGCCUGAUCAGGGAAAACGACGCGGAUCCCGCCGACAUUCGGAUACUGUCGUCAUCUUCCCUCCAGAGAAGGACACGGCUGAGGGCGGCAAGUACCACGGCGAGCACUCCGAGAUCCUCGAGAAGCCGAUCAACAAGGAGGAGCAGCUGCGCGCCCUCGACCUCAUGGCUGGGCGCGAGUGCGAGGUUGUCACCGCUGUUUGUAGUAUCAGCGUGUCAACGAUCGUGCACUUCUUCGACUACCCUAAGAACGUCAUCCAGGCGUACAUUGACAACGGCGAGGGUAUCGACCGCGCCGGUGGUUUCGCCAUCCAGGGUCUUGGUGGUCUCCUGAUCGAGAAGAUCGACGGCAGCUACGACAACUGCGUCGGGUGA